Molecule: messenger RNA, 168 nt
Organism: Paraglomus occultum
Lineage: Eukaryota; Fungi; Glomeromycota; Glomeromycetes; Paraglomerales; Paraglomeraceae
Source: the annotation of a GenBank genome assembly
AUGGUUCCAAUGUAUGCAUCGACCGAAGAAGUACUUAGAACCAUCCUCCCAGACGCCUCUAAAAAAGAUAUUGAAAAGUAUUCGCAACAACUUGAGGACGUCGAAGACUUUGACCCCGUAUCUCUCUCGCUCUACGAUCACGAGAAACAACCUCAACAACUCUUCUAG